This is a messenger RNA of Closterium sp. Naga37s-1, 1929 nucleotides long. Lineage: Eukaryota; Viridiplantae; Streptophyta; Zygnematophyceae; Desmidiales; Closteriaceae. The record is from the annotation of a GenBank genome assembly.
AUGAUCGCGGCGGUUCGUUUCGCUGAUCCGAGGGGGUCGCAGCUGUCCCUCGCGCUGCUACUCGCUAUCAUGAUGCUGCUCCCAUGGACCGCGUUUUUCGGCGCCAAUUGCGGAGGCGUUCAGCUGGCGGCAACGCAGACGGACUGCCCGCUGAUUGGUCAGGGCAUCGACCCGUACACGGCGGGGAUUGUGACGGAAAAGCCGAAAGUUUUUCUCUCCGUGCAGCUCAAGAAGCUCAUCAGCGUCGACGCCGUCACAUACAGCUACAAGGCAUAUUUCCAAGUUGUCGCCACGUGGAGAGACCCUCGAGUGAACAACACGCUGGCGAUAAACAACGCGGUGAGCGCGUUCGGGCCGGCCAUCACGGGACUCGCCACGGCCAAAUGCAAGCCCAACGUGACGUUUUCGGGGUUCAACAUCAGCCAGAAGGACGAGUGCCUGAAGACGCCCAAGCAGAACAACCUGCCGCAGAUGGACGGCUGCAGCAAGCCGUGCACUCCGUCCGGCACCACGUGCUGCGACGCCCUCUGGAUCCCCUCGCUCACCAUCGACAACGUCCUCUUCUACCCGCAGGACCGCUUCCAAACAGAGAGCAUCUACUUCUUCGGGCAGUACAGCAACGAGGCCAGCUCGAUCGACAGAGAAGUCGUCGUUGGAGGUGCUCCUCCCCUCCUCUCCCCCCCUUCCUCUCCCUCCACUCCCCUCCUCUCCCCUUCCCGCCCUCCACUCCCCUCCUCCCAUCCUCUCCCUCCACUCCCCUCCUUUCCCUCCGCUACCCUCCUUUCCCUUCACUCCCCUUCAGUCCUCCCUCCACCCCUCUUCCCCUCCUCCGUCCGACUCCCCUCGCCUGUCCUUCUCUCUCGUUUGUCCACUCGCAUGCCGUGUCUUGCUCGACCGCUUCUUCCGCAGCAUCACCACACCGCGUCCACCAGCACUGCUGCAUGCAGUCGCGAGUUCUCGUCGCCCCUCAGCUUCAAGAAGUUUCCUCUUGACACUCAGACGCUGCGGCUGAGCAUUCAGGUGGAGAGCGGCGAGUUCUACCUGGUGGGGAGCAACUCGGGGCGGCAGUCGGAGCAGGGGGGCGGACAGCUGGGGGGAGGGGGAGGCACGUACGUGAAUGAUGAGGUCACAGGCUGGAAGAUCAACGACGUCGCGCUCAACUGCACUCCCUCUGCUACCACCGUCUCCACCUCCGCCACCUACCAUCCCGGUAACCACCUCCGCCACCUACCAUACUGCGUGUAUCUCUGCUUCUCCGUCUUCUUUGCUCGCCCCGACGACCUGGAGACUCGAUCCGCCACCUUUGUCACGCUCUUCCUCGCCCUCUCAGCCGUGCAGUUCGUCAUUGACAGCCAGCUACCGCGCUCGUCAGUAAUGACGCAGUUUGGCAACCUGGUCAUCAUCUCAUACGUCUUCAUCUCGCUCACCGCCCUCGAAACCCUCAUAGUCUACCUCAUCGCCGAACGGCUGGAGAAGGAUGUGGUUGAGGCCAUGGGGGACAUGGCAGCAGCAGCCACACGCACCUCGUGGAGCUCCCGUGCUGAGCCAGAGGCCGAAAGCCCAGACAAGGUGGAGAGUACGUGUGCGAGUGUCCCCGGCAAGGCUGACGGUGCAGGGGAGGAGGGUCAGGAGCUGUGUCCGGUGGCGACAGAUGGGGAUGAUGAGGAGGUGGGAGACACGAAGAGUGCAGCUGGCAGUGGAGGAGGAGAGAAGCUUCCAGUAGCCUGCCUGAACCCCGGAAAGCCGCCACUUCAGAGAGCGGAGGGCCCUACCUGGAAAUUCAGCCUCUUUGGGUACCACCUCAAGCCUAUCGACGAGGAGCGUGAAAGAGAAGGCAACUACACUCUGGCAGCUAGAAUUGACUUCGUGUGCUGUGUUCUCUUCUUCUUUGGCUACACUCUCACUGUCAUUCUGCUCUACACUCUCUAG